AUGUUCAAGCAAACAGUCUGUCUUUUACAGAAGUCCACCAAGGGUGCUUGGAGCAAUAUGCUCCGUGAUCCCUCGACCAAGUAUUCGGCCUUCGAGGGUGUACAACUCAAGGAUCGUACCUGGCCUAACAACAAGAUUAAGAAGGCGCCACGUUGGUUGUCCACAGAUCUCAGAGACGGCAACCAGUCACUUCCAGACCCUAUGUCCAUCGAGCAAAAGAAGGAAUAUUUCCAUAAGCUUGUGGAAGUGGGAUUCAAGGAGAUCGAGGUCUCUUUUCCAUCUGCCUCGCAAACCGAUUUCGACUUCACCAGAUACGCCGUUGAACACGCUCCAGAGGACGUUUCCAUUCAGGUUUUGACCCAAUCAAGAGAACAUCUGGUUCGCAGAACCGUGGAUUCGGUGAAAGGUGCCAAGCGCGCCACUAUCCACACCUACUUGGCCACUUCGGACCUAUUCCGUGAUGUCGUCUUCCACAUGUCUCAGCAAGACGCGAUUGCCAAGGCCAUCGAAACUACCAAAUUGGUAAGAUCACUGACGAAGGACCACCCAGACAUGCAGGAUACCAUCUGGACCUACGAGUUUUCGCCUGAAUGUUUCUCGUCGACUCCAUCCGAGUUCGCUUUGGAGAUUUGUGAGGCCGUCAAGGCUGCCUGGGAGCCAACUGCCGAGAAUCCAUUAAUUUUCAACUUGCCUGCCACCAUUGAGGUCAGUUCGCCUAACGUGUAUGCCGACCAAAUCGAGUACUUCUCCAGAAAUGUGUCCGAACGUGAAAAGGUUUGUAUUUCUCUUCAUCCUCAUAACGACCGUGGUUGCGGCGUUGCUGCCGCGGAGUUGGGUCUGAUGGCUGGUGGUGAUCGUGUUGAGGGAUGUCUCUUUGGAAAUGGUGAGAGAACUGGAAACGUCGAUAUCGUGACUGUUGCACUCAACAUGUACACCAGCGGUGUCUCACCCGAGCUCGACUUCAGCGAUAUCGAAUCGAUCAUUGACGUGGUUGAAAAGUGUAACAAACUUCCCGUUUCCGCCAGAGCUCCAUACGGAGGUUCUUUGGUGGUGUCUGCCUUUUCUGGUUCUCACCAAGAUGCUAUCAAGAAGGGAUUUGCCGCUCAGGAAAAGAGAUGGGCCAAUGGUGACACUCGCUGGAUGAUUCCUUACCUGCCUCUGGAUCCAAAGGAUAUUGGCCGCAAUUACGAAGCCGUCAUCCGUGUCAACUCUCAAUCAGGUAAGGGUGGUGCUGCUUGGGUUGUUCUCAGAACUCUUGGCCUGGAUCUCCCAAGACAGAUGCAGAUCUCGUUCAGUUCUGUCGUUCAGAUCGAGGCCGACAAGCUUGGCCGCGAACUUAAGUCUGAAGAGAUCAGCAAGUUGCUUCAUUCCACUUACAACAUCGACAGUGUCGCCCAAACAAGCGUGCAGCUUUUGGAUACCGAGUUCAAGAAGGGUUCUUCUUCCGAUGAGCUCAUUUUGAACGCCAAGAUCUCCGUUCAUGGUUCUGAACCAAUCAGCAUAUCCGGUACCGGUAAUGGUCCAAUUUCUGCCUUCUUGCAGGCUCUCUCUACCUCCUUCGAUGUUGAACUCGAGGUGGCCAACUACUCUGAGCACUCUGUUGGUAAGGGUUCCAAGACCAAGGCUGCCUCCUAUAUCCAGCUUUCAACCGCUGAAGGCACUUCGCAAUGGGGUAUUGGUAUCCACGAGAACGCUACCAGAGCUUCUGUCAUGGCCAUGGUUUCUUCCGUCAACAGCAUGAUUGCACAGGGCGUCAUUUCACUUGAUCGCGAGCAGAAAAGGUCUUCUGCAUAA
Kuraishia capsulata CBS 1993 is the source of this 1794-nucleotide messenger RNA. RefSeq lists its product as uncharacterized. Bases 1 to 1794 code for a protein of 597 amino acids. NCBI's taxonomy places the organism in Eukaryota, Fungi, Ascomycota, Pichiomycetes, Pichiales, Pichiaceae. Gene Ontology annotation, molecular function: 2-isopropylmalate synthase activity. The transcript has a single exon. The record is from RefSeq and is a predicted model, not a curated record. Gene Ontology annotation, biological process: L-leucine biosynthetic process. Gene Ontology annotation, cellular component: mitochondrion.